CAAAGCUGUUCAUGAUGCUCAUGGCUUUCGACGAGACUCCGGUGUCCGGGUGAACUUGCUUCAACACCUUAUAGAUGUAGAUAGCAUAGCUUUCCUUACGGCGUUGUUUGCGCUUCUUCUUGUCUCCCUUCACAAUGUUCUUCUGAGCUUUGCCGGAUUUCUUAACGGCCUUUCCACUAGCUUUCGGUGCCAUCUCGAUUGUUGUAUUGUACUUUCAAAUGCUUCAAAUAUAGUGAUGUUGAAACGCAAUCUGCCACGUCUUUUAUACUUGAUUCCAAACUAACACAUGCCCAUCCCUUAUUCAUUUUCAUCCUCCCGAUUUCACCCCAGUAGUAAAUAAUGCACUUCGAAAUUGGUAUAUAAGAAGGGUCUUUCCGGGCUUCAAGCAUCAGAACAAAUUUUCGGUUGGAAGUGACAGAACGGUUAUAGAAAAUCUAACAAAACAUGUCUGGACGCGGUAAAGGAGGUAAGGUUAAGGGAAAGGCAAAGUCCCGCUCAAAUCGUGCCGGUCUUCAGUUCCCUGUGGGCCGAAUUCACCGUCUGCUGAGGAAAGGAAACUAUGCCGAACGCGUCGGAGCAGGAGCCCCUGUCUAUCUGGCAGCUGUGAUGGAAUACCUCGCUGCUGAAGUUCUGGAAUUGGCAGGAAAUGCUGCUCGCGAUAACAAGAAAACAAGAAUCAUCCCGCGCCAUUUGCAACUGGCCAUCCGUAACGACGAGGAGUUGAACAAGCUGUUAUCUGGUGUUACGAUUGCUCAGGGCGGUGUGCUACCGAACAUCCAAGCCGUGCUGCUUCCCAAGAAGACCGAAAAGAAAGCCUAA
Molecule: messenger RNA, 819 nt
Organism: Malaya genurostris
Lineage: Eukaryota; Metazoa; Arthropoda; Insecta; Diptera; Culicidae
Product: histone H2A
Exons: 1
Coding region: 445-819 (124 amino acids)
Cellular component (GO): nucleosome
Molecular function (GO): protein heterodimerization activity; structural constituent of chromatin; DNA binding
Source: RefSeq, a predicted model, not a curated record